Molecule: messenger RNA, 2632 nt
Organism: Acyrthosiphon pisum (pea aphid)
Lineage: Eukaryota; Metazoa; Arthropoda; Insecta; Hemiptera; Aphididae
Exons: 1
Coding region: 1375-2499 (374 amino acids)
Source: RefSeq, a predicted model, not a curated record
UGGACCAAUCAAAACGCACACAACGUCACGAAACAAAGUAUAUAAAUCAGCAAAGUCGCAAUCAAAUCAUCAUUCAUCAAUAAGCAGUCAACAUGAAGACUACAGGAAAAUAUGAGUAACAACCAAUUAAGAACAGCAGUAUACAAAGCAGCACAGACACGGACACAUUUGUUCCGCACAAAUGAAAAUUUGCGCUGAAUGGUUCCCACCCCAGCACAAAUCUGGGGGGGGUUCUGUUACGGAACAAACAACCGUGACACAGAAAAAGGUCUUUUUCAAGACCACCAAAUAAAGACGAUUGGAAAAAUGGACACGAUAUGACAAGUGAAAAUCACACAUAAUAGAUAGGAAUGUCCGUUCAACGGUGUGAUUUUCAUUCGUCUAAAACAUAGUACGCGAACCAAUCAACGAUGGACUAGAUUGUCGAAAAGGGUAUAAAUACCGGACACUCUCGACAAUCUAGUCAGUCCACUUCAAGCCUUCAAUCUGUCAACAACUACUAGAAAAGUUCCAACAGAAAGAAGACACGGACCAGAAGACCAACCGCCGAUCACCAGACGAUACGCCGCUCUACGGCUGCAAGCAUCGUUCGACCAACGACUACCAACAACAACGUCGCUCCACGGCUGAAGCGCCGUUCGACCACCGGCCACCGACGAUACGCCACUCCACGGUCGCAAACAUCGUUCGACCGUCAAACAUCGCCGGUUACCGUUCCACGGCGUGAGACCGGUGCGAGUUCACAGGCGAACAACAACGCCGUCAGUACCAAGAUCCACGUGGCUGCCGUUUAACAGCUUAAGACCCGUGGCGACACCGAUUCCUGCAGCAGCGAUAUCAACCAAUCACCGAUCGCCGCUUACCAAUCCAGGCCUAUAGGACCGCCGGACACCUCAACAACUCCCGGCUUUAUAACACUAAACGGCCCUUUUCAGGGCCAACACGACAUCGACUUCGGCGCUUAACUAAGCUGUCCGACCCGGGUCAGGUUCGUCGUCGGGGUACCGCUUGAUUUAAGUCUGUACCGACGACGGCCGGCUCCCCAGCCCAAUACUGAUUGUUGUAUAAUAUACAUAUUAUAUUAUUAAACCUAUCUCAUUGUAAAUUAGGGUCCGGCUGUUGCCCGACCACCACCCAAGCACCACCGAUUGCGCCGACUCACUUAAAUAAGUCUGGUCGGCGCAAAUCGACGCUUUACUGAUCCACAAUAUUGUCGAUAUAAUAUAUAUUUUCUAUAGCAAUAGAUAUAUUUGAUUACCGCUAUAAACCAUCGUAUUUUUAUUUGACGAUACGGGUUGUCCAUUCGGACACCCCGUAACAACUGGCGCCCAACCAGUGGCAAGAAGGCCACGACUCCGAGAUUACACCGACAAAAUGGUGAAGAGUACGCAUGCAGAUCGGAUCCAGCAACUAGAAGACACGAUGCAACUGCUACAGGAGAAAGUAAAUACUCAGACCACCGCACUCGAAAACCUAACUAGGGAGUUACGAGACGCUACGGAUAUAAUUAAACAACUAAUCAAUGACACAGAUACAAAAAUUACGAUCGAAGCAGCAAGACGUCAGAGGGACAUCCAAUUGGUAAAAACAGCGAGUCAAGACAACGCAAGUACAAGGGCAAGCAACAUCGAACUAACAAUGCCAACUUUCAGUGGCGAACCGAGCGAGCACCCGAAAGAAUUCUUGAAAAACCUGAACUCGUACUUAGUGCACAAACACAUCACCCAAGUUGAUCGAAUAAUUACAAUCGAAAAUUGCAUGAGAGGAAAAGCUGCAAAAUGGUUCACCAUGAUCAAAGACUUGGCACCAAAUGAAGAUACAUUUAAGACACUGUUUUUGAAACAUUUCUUUUCGGAAGACCGUCAAUGGGACAUAUUUAUAAAAUGCACGGAAGCAGGAAAAAAACCAAUAAGCAAUAACUUCCAGGAACACUUCAAUUAUUGGAUGACAGAGCUUAAGCAUCUGGACUCGCCAAAAAUGGACGAAUUACAGGCUAUUAACCUAAUAACAAAGCAUUUCCCUAUAGCCAUUCAGGCUUACAUACAGACAACGCAAGAAAAAAAAUUCCUCAACAUAUGGGAAAAGUUGGGUGAAUUGGAAAAUAAUUACAACAAACAGAACAGUACCGAUCAGCAAAUGACAAAUAAUAAACAACCAUUCACUAAUCGGUACACUAGUACAAACGACAACCAAACACAACCGUUUACUAGUCGGUACGGUAACACGAAUGGCAGUAAUUCACAACAAGUCGGGGGCCGAUAUACACAAACGGGGUCUACACAACAAAAUAGCGCUCAACAAUCAGGUCCACGACAAGCAACCCAACGACCAAUAAAUGGGACAAGUGGACAAACACAGUACGCAUCAGCGCAAGAUAAAAAAACAAUCAGAUACCUCGUAACACACGAUGACACAAAUGACGAGUCAGCCAAUGAGGAGGGAGAGGCAAACAUUAUCGAUGACGAUACAAAAAACUUAUACGGGGAGGCUAUGGCGUAGGGAGACCAAUAGCUACUGAUCCCGUCAAUUCCGAAAAACACAUAAAACGAAUAUCAAAUAGCAAGCAAAACAUAAGAAUACAACCGCACAGAAAAAAAAUAAUAAGCCAGAAUACAUUAGUAAUACGAGACCC